GUUUGCUCUUGUUCAAUGUUCAGGUAACGGGAUAAAGAUGCCAUUACACGGGAAGAUAGUUGUGUUGAAGAGGAGCGGGGGAGACGGGACAGAGUUCCCCCUGACUGCCUCCUGUAUGUUUGGAAGGAAGCCUGAUUGUGACAUUCGCAUUCAGCUUCCUCAAGUUUCGAAGGAACACUGCAGAAUUGAUCUCAAUGAAAACAAAGAGGUAAUUUUGACAAAUCUCAGCUCGGUGAAUCCAACACAAGUUAAUGGACAGGCUUUGCAGCAGUCAGAGCGUCUUAAACAUGGAGAUAUAAUAACUAUCAUUGAUCGUUCUUUCAGGUUUGAGUAUCCUCCUCCACCAACUCCUAAAAAGAGAUCAUCUGUUGGAGGAAAAGUAGAAACGGCUGAAAUUGACCCACAUUUAAAAGAUGGAGCCAACAUUGACAAUAUUCAGCGUUCUCUGGAGAAGACACAGGAGUUGGAGUCCAAAGAGGAUGCCAGUCUGCUGGAAGGCAAAACGGCAUCACCUUUCAGUGAUCUCUAUCAAAUGAUCAAACAAUCUCUUGACGUUAAGACCCCCCGCAAUUCUUCUGUCAGUGUCCUGCAGACUCCUUCGUCCAAGUUAUGCACACCAAGACCACAAUCUGCCAGAAAAAGUAAUCCGACACCUGUGGAAGAAAAAGGCAUGCCCAAAAAAUUUGACCCGAUCACUCCAGUUGAUGAGGCACAGGCUGUAGAUGCAUCGCUGCCCUCAAUUCCAAAGUCAGCCAAAAAAAGGCGCUCUGCUCAACUUCCUAUAGAACAAGGGGCUAUGCCAGCUGUCGCCACCUUUCAUCAUCACAAUUCUCCACGGAAGUUUACUGUGAGUGAAGCUCUUGAGCAAAUAUCACAAACUACAAGGUCACCAACAAGAAGGAGGAGCAAAGAGACCACGUCACCUGUAUCUGCAAAUAAACAAGUGGGAUCUCCUGCAAAAACUGGCAAGGCAACACCAGAAAACUCUGAAAAAGGUAAAGAAAAGUCCAAAAAACGCAAGAGUGAGGAGCUUGCUGCGGACCUGCCCAGACAACAGAUAAAGAGAAAGAGGGUCUCUUUUGGUACUCAGCUGAGCCCAGAAUUAUUUGACAAACGCUUGCCCCCUGACUCUCCACUGCGCAAAGGAGCCACCCCACGGAGGAGCCUGUCUCUUUAUAAACCCAAACAGUCACUUCUCAGACGGGCUUCUGUGAUUGGGUUGCUCAAGGAGUGUGAAAGCCAGAAAGCAAAGAGUCCUGCUAAAAUGAAAAGUCCUAAAUCUAGUGCUUCUCCAAAAAAAUCACCAGUAUCUCCCCAGUCACCGGCUCGGAGAGCUCAAUCCCCCAAAACUAAAACCCCAUCACCUGGAAGGAAGUCUACCACCCUAACAAAAGCCUCCCCGAAAGCCAAGUCACCUGCCCUGAAAGGUCAGACUCCAAACUCAAAAUCUCCCUCACCUGGGAAGAAGCAUCCCACCCCCAAGAAGGCCUCUCCAAAAACACCCAAAUCACCCAAAGGUCAGACUCCAAAAUCUAAAUCCCCAUCCCCUGCAAAGGAUGCUACUGCCAGAAAAUUUUCCCCUAAGAUGCCCUCACCAAAAUCUGUCAAAACUACUCCUGCCAAGUCAACUGAAGGAACACCCAAGAGAAAAUCACCAGGCCCUUUGGUUAAAAUGCCUCUUUCAUCGGCAGAUCAGACUCCAAAAGUGCAGGGGCGUUUUUCUGUGUCCCGUAUCAACACACCAUCGCCAAUUGGUGAAGUGGUAGUGGAGUCUGUCCCUUCAGCAAUGGCCACUCCUAAGAUCCCACUGAGGAGGAAGAGUAUGAAAAGCUCUGCAAAGCGAACUUCAGCACUGAAAAGCUCUGCUAAAGUGAUGCACAGAAAGAGUGGCCUUAUGAGAGCUUCCAUGAAAGUGAUGACCUCCUGGGCAGACAUUGUGAGAUUUGGUAAAGCUAAAGUCCAGGUGGCUGUACCAAGCAAAUCACAAGUCACCAGAAAGGCCAUAAAGAAGAAGGCUAUUCCCAAACCACAGACCCCCAAGCGACGACUCUUGGACACUGUCAGCACAGGACAUGCUGCUUCCCCUGCAACAAUAGUUGUGGGAAGAGCUCACAGACUGAGAGUUGCACAUUCAGGUGCCCCACCAAAAAUUGUCACCAACACAGCAGUGCUAAAGAAGAACCUGAUACAGGAUGAAGAUUUAACAGGAAUUUCUGAUAUGUUCAAAACCCCUAAAAAUGAGAAGAGGCAAUCUACCAAAAUCAUGAGUGCAACUAGGACACCACUGGCAGAUGUCAACCAAUCACAGAUGGAGCCAUCCGUUCUGAAUACACCGGAGGAGACUGGUGAAAUGGUUGUAUCACCUAUGAGUUGUGCAUCUACAAUUAAAGGCCGAAAAUACAACAGUGAAGCGGUUCAACGUCUCCUUAAUGAAGAAGUUCCUUCAAUGGACAUGCAGUGUGAAUUCACUGAACAGGGCACAGAAGUAAAAGUAAAUACGCCAAAAACUCCACUCCAGUCAGACAGUCUGGUAGCUGAGGUUUCUGUUUUGAAGUUGAUGACUCCAAAACAAAAGGCUGAACCUGUUGAAGACCUAACAGGCAAAUGUCUCAAGACCCCAAAACACAAAUCUGAGAAGCAGGAGUGUCUGUCUGCGGUCAUUAUGAAGACUGCAAAAGACAAGGUAGAGCCAACUGAGGAUCUGAGAGGAAAGCUAUUGAAAACUCCUAGACAAAAAAUUGAGCAGCAGGAAGAGUGUCUGACAGGGGUAAAGCGAAUCAUGAGAACUCCUAAAGCGAAAGUGCUGCCUGUUGAGGACCUGCGAGGAAAACUCCUAAAAACACCUAAACAGAAGAUUGAAACUCCAGACUGCCUCUCUGCUGUCAAAAUGAUCAUGGCGACUCCAGACCAGAAGGUGGAACAACCAGAGAGCAUUAGCCGGGCCACAAGACUUACGAGAACCCCGAAACAGAAGACUGAACAGCCAGAGUGCCUGACGGGAGUGAAGAGGAUCAUGAAAACGCCAAAAGAGAAGACUGAAGCGGUCGAUGACAUCAGGGGCAGACUCCUGCUGACUCCUAAACAGAAGGUUGAACAACAAGUGUUUCUGACUGGAGUGAAAAGGAUCAUGAAGACACCCAAACAGAAGGGCCAACCAGUGGAGAAGAACUUUGGCCUUAAGAGGCUCAUGAGAUCACCACGACUGAGGGGACACGCUCCAGUGGAAGACUUUGAAGGACUUGAGGAGCUAAUGAAAGAACUAGUUGAAGAGCAAACAUCUGAAAACACAGAAGAAACUGUUGAUGAGCAGCCAGAGACUUCUGAACAAGCAGCAGUUGACCAAAUUGAAGCUGACAAAGUAAUUGCUGCUGAAGAAGUAGUUGCGGACCAGCCAGAGAGUAUUGGCUCUUUUGAGGUUACUGAAACCUCAUCAGCUGUGGAGUCUAUACAAGGUGCUCCUGAAACAAAGUCUGUGCACAGAAGAGCAAAGAUCUCAGAGUCUACAGUAGAGUGCAAACAAGAUCUCUUUGAAACUGUUGAACUGCCAGUUAAAACAAGACGAGGGAGGAAAGUAGAGAGUUCAGCCCCUAGACAGACCACACGAGGUAGGACCGCAAAGGCCUCUAAAGAGAAGGAACCAAAGGAGCCUGUAUAUGAGGAAAGUGUCCCAGAGUCCACAGUCAAGCCAACAAUAACUGGAAUAUCUGAAGAAAUGUCCCAGGAGCAGAUUGAGAAAGGAGAGACUGCUUCCAUUCAACCAGUGCUAGAAAUGGUCACUGUUAUCCAAGAAGUAGAGAACUCCACAGCACAGCCUGUUGUGAAACAAAGACGAGGAAGGAAAAUCAAAGCAGCAGAACCUUGUGACAUCACUGUGGCAGCAGCCAGCAACACUACACCAUCUGCUGAGGCCCCAGAAUCAAACAAAACAAUGCCUAGUGACAACCAGCAAGGUGACACCACAGAAAGAGUUGCAAAACCUGCUCGUGGCAGAAGGGCAAAGGUUAUGGAAACUGAAGCUGAGGAUCCAAAGGAUGAAAAGGUGUCAGCUGUUCUAGUCAGAAGCCGUCGAGGCAAGAAAACUGAAGCCCCAGCAGUCCCUGCUAUCAAACAGAGGCGAGGAAGAACUGGAAAAGUUUUGCCAGAAGAAACUCAACAGGUGGCAGAUGCUUCUGAACAAGCUGAUGAUCAAACAUGUGUUUCUGAAGAAAUUGUUCAGGAAAAACCCAAAAGAGGGAGAAAAAUGAAGGCCCCUAUUGAACCAGAGCUAACAAUUACUGUAAUUGAGAGUGAGCUGCCUGUGGUUGAGGCUAAAUGUGGUCAGCCUGACCUACCUGUGCCCAUUGAGCAACCAAAGAGAGGGAGAAAAGCCAAAGCACAGCCAGGGGCAGAAAUUGUUGUAGAAGAUGCUGGCCCACGUGCUGUGGAUGAGGCCUUUGACGUGGAGCUGCUUGCACCCACUCAGAAACCCAAAAGAGGGAGAAGAUGUCGUCAAGCUGAGGCUGAAAUCAUGGAAGCAGAAAGUGAGCCUGUUGUUAAAUCUCAGCCAGCGCAGACUGUUGAAACAGAGAAGCCUAAAAGAGGGAGGAGGGCUAGACCUGUAGAGGCUACUCUCAGCACUGAAAAAUCCCAGAAUCCCAACCAGGAAAAGAGAGGGCGCUCUGCUAAACUGGAGGAAGGGGAGAAAUCGGUGUCUGAGCAACAUCCAUCAGAGAUGAAAUCCCCAGAACCUAAGAGAAUGCGGAGAACCAGAAAAGUAGAAGAACCAAUUGAGGUGGUCCAGGCAGUGGAGGCUGUAGAAGAGGCUCUAGUCAUUGUAGAGCCAGUCAAGCCUGAGCCACCAGCUCCAAAAUCCAGGAGAGGUGUCUCUAAACUGAAAGAGGCUGAAAAUAUCACUUCUGAAGAAUCAUCAUUGAGCACUGCCACAGAUAAAUCCAAGAGGGGCAGAAAGGGCAAACAAGAGGUGAAAGUGGAGAGCAAGGCAGCAAAGGUCAAUGCUCCUGAACAGGCUCCUGAGGAUGACUCUGCUGAAGCCAAGCCUUCAAGAGGAAGAGGCAGAGCUGGAGUGUCUACUGUCCCAGCCAAAAGAACUCGCAGGGGAGCACCUAUUUCCUCUGAGGAGAGCCCUGCCAAGGCCACAGAGGUUUCUGAAGAAAUAACGGUUGAGCCUGUAAAAAGGGGAAGAAGGAAUGCCAAAACACCAGUAUGUGGUGGGGAGUCUAAAAACCAGGACAACUCUACUUUUGAGCUCCGUAAUGAUCUAGAAGACACAGUCACCUCUAAAAAAUCUGUCAAGUGGAAGUCAGAUUUUGAAGUGAGUAAAGUUACUCCCUUAAAGACAGUUCGAGGGAGAAAGACAAAAUCUGUCCAACAGAAUGAGGCUGAAAAUGAGCCACCCAAUGCCACAAAUGCUGAAGAGAAGGAUCUCUCAGAAAAAGCCCAGCCCGCGAAGAGAACCAGGCGAGGGAUGAAGGCAGCUGUGGUGGAAGAGUCCACCAAGAUCGCUGUGGACAAUACAGAAGCUGAGACACAGCCCAAAACCAGAAGAGGCAGAGUGGCUAAGAAAUGACAUCUUUUGUAAUUUUUAUAUGCAUUUUAGAAUGUUUAGUGUGUAAAAACAAAGCACUGUUGUUGUUUUUUUUUGUUUGUUUCUUCAUCAAAUACUGCAGGGAAUCUUGUCUUAAAUCUUUAUCAGUUUUAGCCAGUUGUAUCCCCUGUGGAUCAUCUAGCAAGUGUUGUAUGAUGAACAAAAAAAACAUAAAAUUUUUUACAUGUAAGAAUACUGUGUCUAUCAUUUAUCUAAACAUGGCCUUCUUUUUGCAAUGCCACAGUGUUAUUAGGUUCACAUAUGGCAGCUACGUUUUAAAUGAUAUUCUGAUUAAUAGCCAUAUUCAGAAAAUACAAGUACAAUGAAAACCAUAUUUAAAUGCUUUUUUUCAAUAAAAUUAAAAGGGGGG
Messenger RNA from Periophthalmus magnuspinnatus, 5954 nucleotides. RefSeq names its product marker of proliferation Ki-67 (gene mki67). Gene Ontology annotation, cellular component: nucleus; chromosome. The record is from RefSeq and is a predicted model, not a curated record. Lineage: Eukaryota; Metazoa; Chordata; Actinopteri; Gobiiformes; Gobiidae. The coding region runs from base 38 to 5566 and encodes 1842 amino acids. Gene Ontology annotation, molecular function: protein binding. The transcript has 14 exons. Gene Ontology annotation, biological process: regulation of mitotic nuclear division; regulation of chromosome segregation.